Molecule: messenger RNA, 1029 nt
Organism: Dama dama (fallow deer)
Lineage: Eukaryota; Metazoa; Chordata; Mammalia; Artiodactyla; Cervidae
Product: olfactory receptor 5T17-like
Exons: 2
Biological process (GO): sensory perception of smell; G protein-coupled receptor signaling pathway
Cellular component (GO): membrane
Molecular function (GO): G protein-coupled receptor activity; odorant binding; olfactory receptor activity
Source: RefSeq, a predicted model, not a curated record
UCUAUUUUCACAAAAUACUGCCUUUAGAACCUGUAGAGAAAAGCUAAAAUGGUACAGCUCCCAUCAGAUUUAAAUUCAUACCGAAUCCAGAUGAAAAAUGUGACUGAAUUAAACAUGUUUAUACUGAUAGGCUUUACGGAUGAUUUAGAGGUGCAAGUCUACCUAUUUUUACUUUUUCUGGCAAUCUAUCUCUUUACACUGGUAGGAAAUUUAGGACUGGUUAUGUUGGUCGUUGUGGAUUCCCGGAUCCAAAACCCAAUGUACUAUUUUCUCAGUGUCUUAUCAUUCCUGGAUGCCUGCUAUUCUUCAGUGGUCACUCCAAAAAUGUUGAUUAAUUUCCUGUCAGAGAAUAAAACCAUUUCCUACCUUGGAUGUGCAGUACAAAUGCUUCUCUUUGUUACUUUUGGGACCACAGAAUGCUUUCUCUUGGCUGCAAUGGCGUAUGAUCGCUCUGUGGCCGUCUACACCCCCCUCCGGUAUUCAGUCAGCAUGGCGCCCAGGGUCUAUGUGCCACUCAUCAUUGCUUCCUAUGUUGGUGGCGUCUUGCAUGCUUCUGUACACACCGUGGCUACUUUCAGCCUCUCCUUCUGUGCCUCCAAUGAAAUCAGACAUGUCUUCUGUGACAUCCCUCCCCUCCUCGCUACUUCUUGCUCUGACACUCACACAAACCAGCUUCUGCUCUUCUAUUUAGUGGGCUCCAUUGAGAUAGUCACUGUCCUGAGUGUCCUGAUCUCCUAUGGUUUCAUUCUGUUGGCCAUUCUAAGGAUGCGUUCUGCUGAAGGGAGAAGGAAAGUGUUUUCUACAUGUGGCUCUCACCUAACUGGAGUGAGUAUUUAUCAUGGAACUAUCCUCUUCACAUAUAUGAGGCCAACUUCCAGCUAUGAUUCAAACCAUGACAUGAUCGUGUCAACAUUUUACACCACUAUCAUUCCCAUGCUGAAUCCUAUCAUCUACAGUUUAAGGAAUAAAGAUGUAAAAGAGGCAAUGAAAAAAUUGUUGAGAGAAGUUGAACUGAUACUGAAUCUGAAA